Cricetulus griseus (Chinese hamster) is the source of this 975-nucleotide messenger RNA. The record is from RefSeq and is a predicted model, not a curated record. Lineage: Eukaryota; Metazoa; Chordata; Mammalia; Rodentia; Cricetidae.
AUGGCAGAAUCGCACCUACAGUCAUCCCUGAUCACAGCCUCACAGUUUUUCGAGAUCUGGCUUCAUUUCGACGCUGACGGAAGUGGUUACCUGGAAGGAAAGGAGCUGCAGAACUUGAUCCAGGAGCUCCUGCAGGCGCGAAAGAAGGCUGGAUUGGAGUUAUCACCUGAGAUGAAAACCUUUGUGGACCAGUAUGGGCAGAGAGAUGAUGGCAAAAUAGGAAUUGUAGAGUUGGCUCAUGUCUUACCCACAGAAGAGAAUUUCCUGCUGCUUUUCCGAUGCCAGCAACUGAAGUCCUGUGAGGAAUUUAUGAAGACUUGGAGAAAGUAUGAUACUGACCACAGCGGCUUCAUAGAAACUGAGGAACUUAAGAACUUUCUAAAGGACCUGCUAGAGAAAGCAAACAAGACUGUGGAUGAUACAAAACUAGCUGAGUACACAGACCUCAUGCUGAAACUAUUUGAUUCAAAUAAUGAUGGAAAGCUGGAACUGACGGAGAUGGCCAGGUUACUACCAGUGCAGGAAAAUUUCCUUCUUAAAUUCCAGGGAAUCAAAAUGUGUGGGAAAGAGUUCAAUAAGGCUUUUGAGUUAUAUGAUCAGGAUGGCAACGGAUACAUAGAUGAAAAUGAGCUGGAUGCUUUACUGAAGGAUCUGUGUGAGAAGAACAAACAGGAACUGGAUGUUAAUAAUAUUACUACCUACAAGAAGAACAUAAUGGCCUUGUCGGAUGGAGGGAAGCUGUACCGAACAGAUCUUGCCCUUAUUCUCUCUGCUGGGGACAACUAGGGUUGGUGGCCACAACCAUUUGCUAGUGAUACAUUGUAUCUAAAACAUAACUGUGCGCUAUAAAAGAGUAGGCUGUAUUUUCUUUUAUAUCUGUAAAUUCUACUGCAUAUAGAGAAUUAUCCAGGAUGCGUGACACAUUCUUUUCUGCUUGUUUCUAUACUGUUUGUAAUGUACAGUUUUUGUAACCAU